Wickerhamiella sorbophila is the source of this 849-nucleotide messenger RNA. RefSeq lists its product as hypothetical. Gene Ontology annotation, cellular component: membrane; endoplasmic reticulum. Lineage: Eukaryota; Fungi; Ascomycota; Dipodascomycetes; Dipodascales; Trichomonascaceae. The record is from RefSeq and is a predicted model, not a curated record. The transcript has a single exon. Gene Ontology annotation, biological process: endoplasmic reticulum tubular network organization; membrane organization. The coding region runs from base 1 to 849 and encodes 282 amino acids.
AUGAGCGCAACUCACGAGCGAUAUGAGAAGUUCAAGGGUAAAAUUCAGAGAGAGCGAGAGAGGUCCAAGAAAUAUGGUCAAUCCCAGGUUCAUGCCACAGGCAAACAUGAAAAGACAGACACUAUCACACCUCUACAAUGGGUGUGGGCGAUUGGACAUUUUUUCAUUACGAUUUCUGCAAUUGUAGGGAUUCUCGCUGGCGUGACGCUGCAAGGAAAGCGCCCAAUUUUUAUGCUGCUGUACCGUUCUACAUUUGUGGCAGCUCUUGUUACAUAUGGAAUGAGUUUACGCCAACAAUUAUCCGGGGAGCUUCCCGGGUUCUUUGCUUUGCUUCCGGUUGAAACGUUCCAGUACCUUAUGCUGGCUGCAAUCUGGCUUAUAUCGCCCAAACAUGUCACCAAGUUAUCCCAGUUUUUGCCAAUUUCAUUUAUGCACGUAAUGGAUUUCUCGAGUGUGUACAUUUCCCACAAGGAUAAAACUACACGUGCGUUCAAUUGGUACAUCGAACACUUUUCUUAUCGGGUCAGUAAGGCCAUCGGUUAUAUCAAUCUUUUCAUGUUUGUCCAGCUUUUCUAUGACUGCUUGAGAUUUCGGCCUUUCUCUGCCAUUUCCCUUGGGUUUUACAUUGUGUUCUACCGGGUAAGACUUAUGUUUGCACCAAUUGCAAGAGAAUCUCUUGAAGACCUUUUCAAGUUCGUUGACGAGAAACUAUCCCAACCCAACACACCCGAGUUUAUCCGCUCAAAGUGGCAACUCAUCAAGACCCGCACCCUCAACAGCUCGUACAGUAAGAUGGCCGCUAGGCAGCAAGAAGUCUCUGCCAUUGAGGAUAUCAACGCCGAGCUCUAA